CCUCCCUUCAUGAGCACUGGUCAGGAAACAGAACACACGAAGCAGCUCUGUCCUUUCAAUACAUGUCGUUAUCAAAAUGAAUAAAAUACUUUUGUUGCUCCUCUUGUGUCAAGUUUCAUGUUCAGUGAAACACUCUUUGAAAGUUUUCUUCACUGCAUCUUCUGGAGUAUCAAACCUCCCUGAAGUUGUGGUUGUUGUGCUGAUAAAUGACGUUCAGACGGCGUACUGUGACAGCCAAAUCAAGACAGUCAUACCCAAACAGGACUGGAUGGCAAAAUUAAGAGAUGGGGAGCCAGAGUACUGGAAGUGGUACACGGGGGAUUGUGCAGUGCAUCCGCAGCUCUUCAGAGAUGAAUUCCACAAUUUGAAGAAGCGCUUAAACCAAACUGGAGGUGUCCAGAUUUUACAAAGACUGACUGGCUGUGAGUGGGAUGAGGAGACUGGAGACAUCAGCGGUUUUCAUCAAUAUGGUUAUAAUGGAGAAGACUUCCUAGUAUUUAAUCUGGAGACACAAACAUGGAUUGCCCCCAAACCUCAGUCUGUCAUCACCAAACACAUGUGGGACACGGACAUUGCUACAGGUUUCUACCCUGACAGAGCCAUGAUGUUCUGGAGGAAAGAUGGAGAGGAGAUUCAUGAGGACGUGGACUAUAGUGAGAUCCUUCCCAACCACGAUGAUACCUUCCAGAUGAGCGCUGACCUGAACCUUUCAUCAGUCACACCUGAAGACUGGAGGAGGUAUGACUGUGUGUUUCACCUCUCUGGUGUAGAGGAUGACAUCGUCACCAGACUGUACAAAGCAGAGAUCAGGACCAACUGGGUCAUGAUCUUCUUUUACAGGAAGCCUUCUGACAUUCCCAUUAUUGCUUCGUUAGUUGUUCUUUUCAUCCUCAUGGCUGCUGCUGGAUUCAUCACUUACAAAAAGAGAAAAAGUGAG
Larimichthys crocea (large yellow croaker) is the source of this 937-nucleotide messenger RNA. RefSeq names its product major histocompatibility complex class I-related gene protein-like. Gene Ontology annotation, biological process: immune response. NCBI's taxonomy places the organism in Eukaryota, Metazoa, Chordata, Actinopteri, Sciaenidae. The record is from RefSeq and is a predicted model, not a curated record. Gene Ontology annotation, cellular component: external side of plasma membrane. The transcript is spliced from 4 exons. The annotation marks the transcript as partial.